UUAUUAAAUGUAAUCACCAAUAUUUUUUUUUUUUUUGAACAAUUUGUAAGGGCGGACUCGAAUCCGCCAAGGGGAGAGGAGUGCACCACUGCACCGAUAAGAUACCACUUAACCCGUAGAACCUGGUGCAAAUGUAAUCACCAAUACUUAUCAAAAAAAAAUAAAUAAAUAAAAUUGUAAUCACCAAUAGCGCAUUUAAGAUUCUUCAUUUAUGUGAUUAAAAGUUCACAACCCUAUUAAACCCGUGUAGAAGCACAAUCCGCCUUGGCAAAUUUUCUGAUUGUUUCCAUGGAAAAGCAUGUUCUUCUCUUCUUAACGGUGCAUUUUCUUUCUUUACAUUUCUCAAACCAGAUGCUGCAACCCUUCGAAUCUCAGGCUCUUCUGAGUAUCCAGCAGCUUCUUAACUACCCAUCAGCUCUAAGCAGUUUUAACUACAGCACCUUGGAUUUCUGCAGCAUUGAACCAACACCAUCUCUGACACUGGUUUGCUAUGAAGAUAAUCUGACCCAGCUGCACAUUUUAGGCAAAAAUGCGGUUCCUCUAUUGCCUCAAAACUUCUCCAUUGAUUAUUUAUUUGCAACUCUUGGCAGAUUUUCAAGCUUGAAAGUUAUGUCUUUGGUUUCCCUAGGGCUGCGGGGGGAACUUCCUGGCAAUAUUGCUCGGUUAUCUUCACUGGAAAUACUCAAUCUGAGUUCAAACUACUUCAGUGGCUCCAUCCCUUCAGAACUUUCUUCUCUGAGGAACCUCCAGACUCUCAUUCUAGACCAUAACAGCUUCACCGGUCAGGUCUCUAGUUGGCUCAGCUCUCUGCAUUCUUUAUCUGUUUUUAGUGUCAAGAACAAUUCCCUAGAUGGGUCUCUCCCAGAUUCCAUUGCAACCUUGCAGAAUCUCCGGAUCCUCAUUGUCUCUGGUAACCAGUUAUCUGGAGAAGUUCCUGAUCUUCAGAACUUGACAAACCUUCAAGUUCUUGACCUAGAAGACAACCAUUUUGGACCUCAUUUUCCUAGUCUGCAAAACAAGGUGCUCACUCUUGUACUCAAAAACAACAGCUUUCAGUCUGGGAUUCCUCCUGAAUUAGGCUUCUUUUAUCAGCUUCAGAAGCUAGAUAUUUCCUUGAAUGGAUUUGUAGGACCAUUUCUUCCAUCCCUGUUGGCAUUGCCUGCAAUUAAUUAUCUUGAUAUCUCUGGAAAUAAACUGACAGGAAGACUCUUCUUGAACAUGUCCUGCAAUCCUGAACUAGCCUUUGUAAAUUUAUCCACAAAUUUCUUAACUGGAAAUUUACCUACAUGUCUGCAAUCAACCUCUUCGAAAAGGGUUAUUCUGUACGCUAGCAAUUGCUUAUCUGAUGAAGAACGGGAGCAGGGGCAGGAGCAGCAUCCUUCCGAACUCUGCCACAAUGAAGCUUUGGCUGUGAAGAUUUUGCCUGAUUUGCAGAAGAAUAAGAGACAUGAUGCAAAGGCAGUUCUUGCAUCAAGUAUAAUAGGAGGGAUUGGGGUGACAACAAUAAUUGUCUAUCUGGUUUCCUGGAUUUUGCAGAGAAAAAACUGCAGGAAUACUUUGAGGAAGAGUCCUUCCACAAGGUUGAUAAUCAAUAAAGUGUCAGCAGUUAACACUGCCAAACUGCUAUCUGAUGCAAGGUAUAUAUCAGAAACAAUGAAAAUGGGAGCAAAUCUUCCUCCUUAUCGGACAUUUGCUUUGGAGGAACUUAAGAACACAACGAAUAACUUUGAUCCUUCAAGUUUGAUGGAUGACUAUCAGACUUAUAGAGGGGAGCUCAAAGAUGGCACUCUGGUUGCCAUGAGAAGCUUAAAAAUGAAAAAGAGAAGCAGGAUCACAUAUACCCACCAUAUUGAGCUGGUAUCAAAACUCAGACAUACCCAUUUGGCCAGUGCUCUUGGACACUGCUUUGAAUGCUGCCUUGAUGAUUCUUCAACCAUUGGCUUAGCAUAUCUAAUAUUUGAGUAUGUCUCAAAUUGCACGCUAAGAGACUGCAUCUCUGGAGUGUUGGAACAGAGACUCUCUUGGACACAGAGGAUAGCUGCAGCAAUUGGUGUCACAAAGGGCAUUCAGUUCCUUCAUACAGGGAUUGUUCCUGGGGUAUUUUCAAAUAAUCUGAAGAUCACAGAUGUUUUAGUCGAUCAGAAUCUUCGUGUAAAGAUCAGAAGUUAUAACCUUCCUCUUAUAACAGAAAACUGGGGAACGGUGGGUGCGAGGGUUUGUUAUCAAGAAUCAAAAGCAAAUACUCAACCGAGGGAAAAUCAUAAGGACAAGAAUGAUGUUUAUGACAUGGGAGUAAUCUUACUUGAAAUGAUUGUUGGAAGGACAAUCAUGUCUGAAAAUGAUGUUGAAGUCACAAAGGAUAUUUUACAAGUAAGCCUUACCAUGGAUGAUACAGCUCGAAGAAGUAUAGCUGAUCCAAAAAUUGUGAAGGAAUGCUCAGCUGAAUCAUUGAAGAUAGCAAUGGAAUUAUGUCUAAGGUGUCUGUCCAAUGAACCAGCUGACAGGCCUUCUGUUGAAGAUGUUCUUUGGAACAUGCAGUUUGCAGCACAGCUUCAGGAUUCUCCAAGAGGUGACUCCCAGAACUCUCUGUAGCCACCUUCCCAGGCUGAUCUUCCGAACAAAUGUAACAUCAACAAUAUCCAUUUAAUUGCAAAAUCAUGAUCUGUAUAUCCACAAAGCAGAUUCAACAAGGUUGUCUGUACUUCUCUUUCGAGUUUUGACAAUUGGUGUUUUUCUUUAUGGAUUUGGGGAAAUGAAAAAUUGGUUUCCUU
Rubroshorea leprosula is the source of this 2771-nucleotide messenger RNA. NCBI's taxonomy places the organism in Eukaryota, Viridiplantae, Streptophyta, Magnoliopsida, Malvales, Dipterocarpaceae. The record is from the annotation of a GenBank genome assembly.